AUGCGUUCCUCUCUCUACGUGCUGUUGAGCACUGCGCUCACUGCCUUUGCCGUCCCGCCUCUCCCUAGCUAUGUCGGCGUUGACCCGGCCAACUCCAAUGCCACCAAGGUCCCCGGCACCCUCGCGCACUUUGACCAGUUAAUCGAUCAUGCGAACCCUUCGUUGGGCACAUUCAAGCAGCGCUACUGGUGGUACACCGACUACUACAAGGGCCCCGGCUCGCCGGUCAUCAUGAUGACUCCCGGCGAGAUCUCCGCCGACGGCUACCAGGGCUACCUGACCAACCAGACUCUCAACGGCCUCGUCGCCCAGGAAGUCGGCGCCGCCACCAUCCUGCUCGAGCACAGGUAUUGGGGCACUUCCUCCCCCUACACCUACCUCUCCACCGCCAACAUGUCCUACCUCACCCUCGAGAACAACAUCCAGGAUCUCACCUACUUUGCCAACAACGUGAAGCUGCCCUUUGCGAAGUCGGCCACGAACGCCAAGGAUGUCCCCUGGGUCCUCAUCGGUGGUUCGUACUCCGGCGCUCUCACCGCCUGGACUUUCGACUUGGCCCCCGGCACUUUCUGGACUGGCCUUGCCACCAGCGGGCCCGUCCAGGCCAUCUCCAACUUCUGGGAGUACUUUACCCCCGUCCAGGCGGGUAUGCCGCAGAACUGCAGCACCGAUGUCAACCUUGUUCUCGACCACAUUGACUCGGUCUUCGCGAAAGGAUCCGCAAGCGAGGUCACCGCCUUGAAGAAGUCCUUCGGCCUCGAGGCCAUCGAGCACCCCGGUGACUUUGGCGCGGCCAUCGAAAAUGGCCCGUGGCUCUGGCAAGAACGCCAAUUCUUCCUGCCCUCCGCCUUCUUCACCUUCUGCGACUACGUCGAGAAUGCCGAGAACACCACAAACACCACGAGCCCCUCUCAGUUGCCGGGCGCCGGCGGUGUCGGUCUGAGCAAGGCCCUCGCCGGUUACGCCAAGUGGUUCAGCGAGGUGUACCUUCCGGGCUCCUGCGCCGCCUACAACUACCCGGUGUGGAGCUCCAACAGCAGCGUGGGUUGCUACAACACCUACAAUGCCGACAGCCCCUUCUACACCGACCGCACCCUCAACAAUACCAUUGACCUCCAAUGGUACUGGAUGCUCUGCAACCAGCCUUUCGGCUACUGGCAAGACGGCGCGCCCGCUGGCCAACCCACCCUCGCCUCCCGCUACGUCACCGCUCAGUACUCCACCCGCCAGUGCGAGCUCUUCUUCCCCAAGGGCCCGCAAGGCCAGACCUACGGCAUCGCCGAGGGUCGCACAGAGACAGAGGUCAACACUUGGACAGGAGGAUGGGAGAUCACCAAUGUUACAAGAUUGGUCUACACGAACGGCCAAUUCGACCCGUGGCGUGAUGCCACCGUCUCCUCGACUUACCGCCCCGGCGGCCCGCUUCAGAGCACCGCCAGACUCCCCGUGAACAUGGUUCCCGACGGUGGACACUGCACAGAUCUCCUCACGCAGAACGGCCUGGCCAAUCCCGGUGUCAAGGCUGUGCAAGACGCGGAGAUUUCGCAGCUCGUUGGCUUCCUCAAGGAGUGGCCUGGCUCCAACAACGGAGGCUGGGGUGGCUCCAACGGCGGAGGCUGGUAA
Messenger RNA from Neohortaea acidophila, 1623 nucleotides. RefSeq names its product putative serine peptidase. Gene Ontology annotation, molecular function: dipeptidyl-peptidase activity; serine-type exopeptidase activity. The record is from RefSeq and is a predicted model, not a curated record. The transcript is spliced from 3 exons. NCBI's taxonomy places the organism in Eukaryota, Fungi, Ascomycota, Dothideomycetes, Mycosphaerellales, Teratosphaeriaceae. Bases 1 to 1623 code for a protein of 540 amino acids. Gene Ontology annotation, biological process: proteolysis.